Messenger RNA from Lotus japonicus, 3114 nucleotides. RefSeq lists its product as uncharacterized. The transcript has a single exon. The coding region runs from base 752 to 3097 and encodes 781 amino acids. NCBI's taxonomy places the organism in Eukaryota, Viridiplantae, Streptophyta, Magnoliopsida, Fabales, Fabaceae. The record is from RefSeq and is a predicted model, not a curated record.
CGAGUCAUGGCAUUGAACUUCUAGACGAUCUUGGAUUGCUCUCUACAUUUUAAAUACUUCCAAGUAUUUUUGGAAGAAGGGUAGCUACUGGCUGAGUGAGGGAGGGUGGGUAGAUACAUUGGCCUUUCCUCCACCUUUCUGUAAUUCUGUUAGACGCCUGGAUUCCUAUUCCCAGGAAUUAGUUAGCAGAAAGAAGGAAUUGUGCUGAUAGAGAAUGAAUAGCAUCAUCAUCCCCAGGGGUUUUCCCUUAUAACAAAAAUAGAUUCUGUUAUUCAUUUUUCUAGAUCGGCUCCCAAACUGAUAUAUAACUACCUGAUAGGUCUAGGGUUAAGCCAACCCUUAAACAUGUGUAUGUUAGGAAAAGGACUAGGGCUGUGUAAUAGCAUAGUUCAGGGACUAAUGUGUAAUAAAACAAAUAAGUCUGUUAGGAUACAGCUGGCAGUUACAGCUGGCAGUUAGUGUUUGUUAUACUAUAAAUAGCUAAAGCUUGUAGAGGAAGUCAUCUUUUGGGAAUUAGAUUCUGGAACUGGUUGAGGAACCAGGAGCUGAUCAUUGGGAAUCAGCUGUAACCCUAACUGUGUGUUCUUCCCCAAAUUGCAAUACAAACAUUUUCUCUAGCUUAGAAUCUCGUUGAUUCUGGGUUAGCAUUUCAGUUUCUACUCUUUCUCAUCCCUGAUUUCUUCCAGUGUUAACAUUGGUAUCAGAGCACCAUCUUGGUGCCUGAGAAAACCCACGCGAAGUGCGACUCUGCAUGGUCCAAACACGACAAAUGGCAAGGAGCGAAACCAGUUGGAAUCAGGAACGUGAAGAACUGCGACAGGAGAGGGAGGAAUUGCGCAUCAGGCUGGUAUUGAAUGAGGCGCGUACCAAGAAAUCUGAAGAGCUCAUCGCAGCUCUUGAAGCUCGAUUGGAGAAUCGCAGACGGGAACCCUUGGAAGAGGUGGGCAGCGAGAAUGGAAGGGAGCUUCACCAGCGAUUUCCGACCAAGAAUCGAUGGAGGAAAUUGGAAAUCCCAAUUUUUUCAGGAGACGAUGCAGUGGGUUGGACGCAGAAGCUUGAACGAUACUUCGCCAUGAGAGAAGUCACAGAGGACGAAAGGAUGCAAGCUACGAUGGUGGCUUUGGAAGGACGCGCCCUUAGUUGGUUCCAGUGGUGGGAGCGGUGCAACCCUUCACCAACCUGGGAAGCUUUCAAAUUGGCUGUGGUAAGGCGUUUCCAACCUUCUAUGAUUCAGAACCCGUUUGAACUGUUAUUGUCUUUGAAACAAGUAGGAACAGUAGAUGAAUAUGUAGAAGAAUUUGAGAAAUAUGCGGGUGCCUUGAAAGAAAUUGACCAUGAUUUUGUGAGAGGAAUUUUCUUGAAUGGAUUAAAGGAAGAAAUCAAAGCUGAGGUCAGAUUGAUUCAGAAGUCUUUGCUCAUUGAGCAAAAGAACCAAAUUGUUACCAAGAAAGGGGUAGGGUUUACAAGGCCAUCAAGUGCUUUCAGGAAUAAUAACUACAGUAAAGUAGUCACUGUUGAACCUCAGAACAACACUGACCAGAAGCAGGAUAGCUCUUCCGUGGGAAGUGUUGCUAUGCCUUCCAGAAAUAAUGCAGGAAUUGAUAGUUCCAGGAAUAGAGGAGGAGAGUUCAAGCAUUUAACUGGGGCUCAAAUGAGGGAAAAAAGGGACAAGAACUUAUGUUUCAGAUGUGAUGAGCCUUAUAGUAGAGAACACAAGUGUAGAAACAAACAGCUUAGAAUGAUUAUCAUGGAGGAUGAUGAUGAUGCUGAUUGUGGAGAGUUUGAGGAUGCUCUUUCAGGGGAGUUUAAUUCCCUACAACUGUCACUAUGCUCUAUGGCUGGAUUGACUUCUACCAAGUCUUGGAAAAUGGUGGGGCAGAUUGGCAACCAGUCAAUUGUGGUGCUCAUUGAUUGUGGAGCCUCUCACAAUUUUAUUUCUCACAAGUUAGUAGAGCAACUGAACUUGACUGUGGCUGAAACUCAGACUUACACAGUUGAGGUUGGGGAUGGAUACAAAAUCAGAUGCAAGGGAAAGUGUUCUCAGCUGGGAAUUAUGAUACAAGCAUUGGAGAUAGUCCAGAACUUUUAUCUCUUUGGCCUCAAUGGAAUGGAUGUGGUGCUUGGAAUUGAGUGGUUGGCUAGUUUAGGAGACAUCAAAGCUAAUUUUGGCAAGAUGGAGCUAACCUUGAAGAGAGGAAAGGAGGUAUACACUUUGAAAGGGGAUCCUUCAUUAACAAAAUCUGAGUUGUCAUAUGGAGCCUUAAUGCAGAUUUUACUGGAAGAAGGGGAAGGUUUGCUGGUGCAUUGUGAUACAGGGGAGAAAGUGAACAAAAAAGAAUGUGAGAUACCAGAAAUUAUCACAGGAGUUCUGUUGCAAUUUGACACAGUUUUUCAAGAUCCUCAAGGGCUACCACCUAGGAGGAGGCAUGAUCAUGCAAUUCACUUGAAGGAGGGAGCUCAAGUUCCCAAUUUAAGACCCUAUAAAUGUCCUCACUAUCAGAAAAAUGAGGUGGAAAAGCUGGUAGCAGAAAUGCUGGAAGCAGGGGUGAUAAGACCAAGCAUAAGUCCUUUUUCAAGUCCCAUUAUCCUAGUAAAAAAGAAGGAUGGAGGGUGGCGAUUAUGUGUUGAUUACCGCGCCCUUAAUAAGGUUACAAUCCCCAACAAAUUCCCUAUUCCUAUUAUAGAAGAAUUGCUAGAUGAAUUGGGUGGGGCUAAGGUGUUCUCUAAGCUGGAUCUCAAGUCUGGUUACCAUCAAAUACGGAUGAAGGAUGCAGAUAUUGAGAAGACAGCUUUUCGCACUCAUGAAGGGCAUUAUGAGUUCCUUGUGAUGCCUUUUGGGCUCACAAAUGCACCUUCUACUUUCCAAUCCUUAAUGAAUGAGGUGUUAAAACCCUACUUAAGGAAAUUUGCCUUGGUAUUCUUCGAUGAUAUUUUGGUAUAUAGCCCUGAUUUGCUUACUCAUACCACCCACUUGCAACAAGUGUUGACCCUCUUAGCAGAUCAUGCUCUCAAGGCUAAUAGAAAAAAAUGCAGUUUUGGCCAAACUAGUUUAGAAUACUUGGGCCACAUUGUUUCAGGGGAAGGGGGUGGCUGCUGACCAAUCAAAGGUGGAAG